Messenger RNA from Fusarium vanettenii 77-13-4, 1593 nucleotides. RefSeq lists its product as uncharacterized. NCBI's taxonomy places the organism in Eukaryota, Fungi, Ascomycota, Sordariomycetes, Hypocreales, Nectriaceae. Gene Ontology annotation, biological process: carbohydrate metabolic process. The record is from RefSeq and is a predicted model, not a curated record. Gene Ontology annotation, molecular function: hydrolase activity, hydrolyzing O-glycosyl compounds. The coding region runs from base 1 to 1593 and encodes 530 amino acids. The transcript is spliced from 7 exons.
AUGUCUCGCCUACUCUGGAGCUGGUGUCUAUUCACCUCACUGGCUCAUGCCAUCUGGAACCCAAUAAUCUCCGGAUGGAAUCCAGAUCCAGCCAUCCUUCGUGUUGGUGAUGAUUACUACAUUGCCACUUCCUCUUUCGAAUACUGGCCUGGCAUUCCCAUUUAUCACAGCAAGGACUUAUUUAACUGGAAGCUGAAAUCUCAUGCCUUGACAAGACCUGAGCAGCUACAACUCUAUGGCACGCCCACUGGAGCAGGUAAGGACGUUACUUUUCCAGCCCUCACCUGGGCACCUAGCCUGGCCUAUUUCGAUGGAAAAUUCUGGCUGGCGGCCAUGACUCGAUGGACUUACGACCCCGUUGCACGCGUCUGGCCCCGAGUCUGGUUUAUGUCCUCACACGAUCUCAAAACUUGGUCGGACCCAGUCUGGGCUGAACCAUGGGGUAUUGACCCAGAGCUCUUCCGUGAUCCCGUAUCCAACAAGACAUAUCUGAACUUGAUGGCUCCAAACAAUAACAAGGACAGACUUUGGGGCCUUUCUCAGUGUGAGGUUUCUUUGUCAUCGGGUAAUUGCGUCGGGCCAUAUGGCGGCACAGAUCAGCAGCACCGAUCAACCAUCGCAAGGAGCAAGUCCCCGUCUGGUCCCUUCGUUAGCGGUCCACACAACCCUCUCCUGUUCAAUGGGAAAUGGGGCUUUACCAACCUGACUGUUCAGUCAACCGGUCAUGCUACCCUUGUUGAGACUGCGGAUGGAGAUUGGUACGCUUCAUUCCUGGCUCGCCGUAAUGUCAACGGCACAUCUCCCCUAGGACGCGAAACCUUUCUUACAAAAGUUGAUUGGAAGGAUGGAUGGCCAAUCUUCAAUAAGGGCAACCCAAUCCUCUUGAGUGAACAAGUUGGGCCAAAAGUUGGCCACCGUCAGGCUCCUCCCAAAUGGGUCGAUGACUUUUCGACAAAGAAGCUCGACCCAUCAUGGUAUCAGCUUCGAACACCCUACACCAAGAAUUACGAACUCAAGAAAGGCCGACUGGUUCUGAAGCCCAACGUCUUUGGCCUUAGCGAUCGCGAUAUUCCAGCGGCUUUACUGCGCAAACAAAAGUCUCUCAACAUGACAUGGUCAGCCGAGCUGUCCAGUUUUCGCGGAAACUUGGGUCCCAGAAACCGAAUUGGAAUCUCGUCCUAUCUUUCCGAGUUUCAACACCAGGAUAUUGGUAUCCGAGGAUGCGUGAACCAGACAGGAAUGUGCAUCUACACAGAAUUGAACAAGAAUGGCACGCAAGAAUAUUGGCAAACACCCCUCAACCAGACAAAAGGCCUCAGCAAGGGCUUCCAGUUGCACAUCAGAGCUGAGCCGCUUAAAUAUCACCUCGGUUACAGCGUUGCAGGUGACAAGCCGACCUAUGUCACCACAAUCGCAUCUUCUUGGCAGGCGUUUCCACCACCAGGCUGGUUUGUGUUUAGCGGCGCGUCUUUUGCGCUUUUUGCGACUGGAGAAGGCGAGCCUUGGCCAUAUGACGCACCCGAAGUAGGCUUUGAGAAGGUCUGGGAGACCUACUAUGAGGAAGAUAUUCCGGACUUUGAUCGAUGGGAAUGA